Messenger RNA from Sardina pilchardus (European sardine), 753 nucleotides. Its product is annotated as mannose-binding protein C-like. The coding region runs from base 1 to 753 and encodes 250 amino acids. NCBI's taxonomy places the organism in Eukaryota, Metazoa, Chordata, Actinopteri, Clupeiformes, Clupeidae. The record is from RefSeq and is a predicted model, not a curated record. The transcript has 5 exons.
AUGUACUAUCAGAUUCAGCUGCUCAUCGUGGGAGAAGCUCAAUCCCUUUUGGAGCCUCCAGCCCUCAGCUGCCCUGCCCUCGCUGGCAUACCUGGCACCCCAGGGCACAACGGCCUUCCUGGCAGAGACGGAAGAGAUGGGAAAGAUGGCAGAGCGGGAGCGCCUGGACCCAAGGGGGACAAAGGAGAUCCUGGCGUGGCAACAGAUCAAGGCCCUCCAGGAGAAAUGGGUCCAGCUGGUCCAGUGGGCCCACCUGGCCUAAAGGGGGACAGAGGGGAUCCAGGAACACCUGGGACAUUGGCCAAUGACAGCUUGCUCAUAUCAGAGAUUCAGGCUCUCAGAGGACGACUGUCUCUACUAGAAAAAGCCUCAGGUUACCGCACCUUCCGAAAGGUUGGGCUGAAGUAUUAUGUGACUGAUGGACUUGUAGCCACUUUUGAUGAGGGCGUGAAGUUCUGCUCAGAUGCUGGAGCCACACUUGUGCUCCCAAGAACAGAAGGGGAAAACCAAGCGCUGACAAAGGUGUUUGCAGUUUAUCCGUCCUCUCAGCCAUUCAUUGGAGCAACAGACAGGAAGCACGAGGGACAUUUUUUCGAUUUACAUGACAGACCGUUAGCUUUCACUAAGUGGGGCAGUGGUGAGCCGAGUAAUAGCGGUGGCAAUGAAGAUUGUAUUGCAAUUUAUUUGCCGGGCACGUGGCAUGAUUUCAACUGUGACACUAAUCAUUUAAUCAUCUGUGAAAUGACAAACUGA